Molecule: messenger RNA, 1921 nt
Organism: Triplophysa dalaica
Lineage: Eukaryota; Metazoa; Chordata; Actinopteri; Cypriniformes; Nemacheilidae
Gene: degs1
Product: delta(4)-desaturase, sphingolipid 1
Exons: 3
Coding region: 150-1121 (323 amino acids)
Biological process (GO): ceramide biosynthetic process
Cellular component (GO): membrane
Molecular function (GO): sphingolipid delta-4 desaturase activity
Source: RefSeq, a predicted model, not a curated record
CUGCGUCGCGUCAGUUCUUGUGAAUCUCGUCAGAAAGUGAAAGAUCGCAGGGCGAUGUUGUGGAGGAUCAGUCGCAGUUAGAUUCGUGUGAAACAAUCGCUUUUAUUCGCGCACACUUCCAUACAAAUUUAAUCGUCACGCACCGAGAGAUGGGCAAUCGAGUAGUUCGCGAGGACUUUGAGUGGGUUUAUACAGACCAGCCUCACGCGGAUCGCAGAAAAGAGAUUCUGGCUAAAUAUCCAGAGAUCAAGUCCCUGAUGGGGCCUGACCCCAGGCUGAAAUGGAUAGUCUCUAUGAUGGUUGCUGUCCAGUUUUUGGCCUUCUUCUUGGUGAAAGACCUGCCCUGGAAAUGGGUGUUUUUCUGGACAUAUGUAUUUGGAAGUUGUUUAAACCAUUCAAUGACUCUAGCUAUUCACGAGAUCUCUCAUAACGCUGCUUUUGGUAACAUCCGUGCAAAAUGGAACCGCUGGUUUGCCAUUUUCGCCAAUCUUCCUGUCGGGUUGCCCUACUCUGCAUCCUUUAAGCGCUACCAUCUGGACCACCAUCGCUACUUGGGUGGAGAUGGUGUGGAUGUUGACAUACCCACCGAUUUUGAGGGCUGGUUCUUUUGCAAUCGUUUCCGCAAGCUUAUCUGGAUAAUGUUUCAGCCACUGUUCUACGCCGUCCGACCGUUGUGCAUCAACCCAAAACCUAUAAGUCAACUGGAGCUGGUUAAUGUGGCUAUACAGCUCACUUUUAAUGUCCUCCUCUAUUGGAUCUGGGGAGUUAAGCCCGUGGUGUACAUGAUGAUGGGGUCAUUGUUAGGGAUGGGUCUUCAUCCCAUUUCAGGACACUUCAUUGCAGAGCACUAUAUGUUCCUCAAAGGCCAUGAGACAUAUUCCUAUUAUGGAUCACUCAACCUGCUCACUUUUAAUGUUGGCUACCACAAUGAGCACCAUGAUUUCCCCAGCAUUCCAGGAUGCCGACUACCAAUGGUGAAGAAAAUAGCAGCAGAAUACUACAAAGAUCUUCCGUGUUACACAUCAUGGGUGAAGGUUUUGUAUGACUUCAUCAUGGACGAAGACCUCAGCCCGUAUUCACGUGUGAAGAGAAGACUCACCGGAGAUGUGAAACAAGAGUAACACGCUUAUCACUGGACACCAUUUCUGCUCAUCCUUUUAUAUGCUAACUUGACUGUGAAAGAAUAAUCACAGACAUUUUUAUUUUCACCCUCAAUGAUAGAAAAACAAUGUUUUUAGCAAAUUUGCAGAUGAAUUUUAAUUCGAAGAUAUUUUGUUCUAUUUCACUUGGGUCCAGCCUAAAGGUCUGUUUCUUAAUUGCUUUAAUUGUGCAAAUGUUUUAACUCUUUUAUAGAUUCUAUGAUAAUAUUUUCCUCAUUUUGGAGUCUUUAAAGUGACAAAUAUAAAGAUUGGAAAAAGUCACACUCAUCUUGUUUUUGGCAUUCAAGUGAGUCAGGGUUAUCUGUGGCUCUCCUGCCAUGCAGAGAGAGAGAGUAUAAAGUGCUAUUAAGCAGGUGUGUGUAAUUCAGCUGUCUGCAAAAUAUAAUUUGCAUCUUAAUCCUACAGACCUGGGUACAUCCUAAAGACAUGAAUUAACAGACCAAAUGAUUCUCUUCAGUUCAUUUUGUUGUAAAAUGUAUAAAAAAUUCUGAAGAACUUCAAUAUCACAUCCCAACUGUGCAUAAAACUGAUAAUGUAAUGUCCUAUUAAUCCGACUCAGUGAAGUCCAAUUGUUUGGCAUAAAGUUCUUGUGUUUUUGAGAGUUUUUUUAUGGCUUCACCAUAUCCCUUUAUUUCAUUAAAAAUGGCAUACUUUGGUUAACAAUGAAGUUAAGUACUGAGUAUGUAUUUUGUAUGUCACAUGUAUCAACACAAAUGCCUUAUUAAAUUACAGAUGGUUUAAUAAAUGUUGUUGUGAUUUUA